GAGAGAGACCCCCCCCACGCUUUCGCUUCCGGGUGACGCGACCGCGGCGGUGCCCCGCUUGGGUUUUGCUUCCGGCGCCGUCCCGAGUCGGGGGCCGGCGGCGGCGGCGGGGAGGGGCCGCCCCUGCGCAGCGGCUACCUGAGGACGGCGGUGAGGGACGAAGGGGGCGGCGGCCAGGCCAGGCCAGGCCAGGCCAGGCGGCGGCGCGAGGGGGUCGGAGGCCGCGCCGAGCCAUGGAGCCGCGGCUGUGAGGAGCCCCCGGCCCGGGCCCCGCCUGUGGGAAACCGGGCCGUGGUCGGAGCCGGAGGACAUGGACAAAUUGACCAUCAUCUCAGGAUGCCUCUUUCUGGCCGCCGAUAUCUUCGCCAUCGCCAGCCUGGCCAACCCGGACUGGAUCAACACCGGCGAGUCCGCGGGUGCUCUCACAGUUGGCCUUGUGCGACAGUGUCAAACCAUCCAUGGACGUGACAGGACCUGCAUUCCUCCACGGCUGCCUCCGGAGUGGAUCACGACUUUAUUUUUUAUCAUCAUGGGAAUCAUUUCACUGACUGUCACCUGUGGCUUGCUGGUGGCUUCUCACUGGCGACGGGAAGCGACGAAAUAUGCACGCUGGAUAGCCUUCACUGGAAUGAUCCUUUUCUGUAUGGCAGCCUUAAUAUUUCCCAUAGGAUUUUACAUCAACGAAGUAGGAGGCCAACCGUAUAAACUUCCGAACAACACCGUGGUGGGCUCGUCUUACGUACUGUUCGUUUUAUCUAUUUUCUUUACGAUAGUGGGACUUCUGUUUGCUGGCAAAGUGUGCUUACCCGGCUGACGACCGCUUCCGUACUUUAUUUUUUUGGGGGGGGGGAGCGGGUGUACGGUCACGAAGGAGAAUAGGACGUCGUCUGGCGCUUCCGCGGGAAGAUGCUAAGGUCAGGCCGCCGUCGCAGUCUUACCGGAAACGAGGAGGUUUCUUCUGUUCUCACUAUGCACUUUGGAUUUUUUUUAAAGAAGAAGAACUUUUAUUAUUAUUAUUAUAAUAAUUAUUCCUUUUUACGGAGAGUCUUUCCCCCCAUCACCGAAACCAAAACAACCGCAACUCAUCUCGUCAGCAUCUGGACGUCGUCAGGUGUGCACUGUGAUCGGACCUCGUGUGGAAGAAAAGCUCUUUUUUUUUUUCCUGCACUCUACAGCGUUAUUUCCUUUUUUUAUUUUUCUUUCCCCUCCCCCCCCUUCCUGUCCCUCCGACUCCUUCCGCAUCACCGUACUGUACCCCCCCUUCGAAAUGAUCUGACAAUAUUGAAAGUCUCAAAAAAAAAGUAUUUAUGCACUUUGAUUGGACGGGCGUUUGCCAAGGGUGGGGCUGGGCCUCACCCAACUGUUAAGAGAUUUAGCAUCUUCCUUCUAUGAUAGGCGAGAAGCAUUUGCCAUCAAUCCUUCCCUCUCUCUCCCCUCCUCUCCCCCCCCCCCUGUUAAAACACCCCCCCCCCC
This is a messenger RNA of Pantherophis guttatus, 1473 nucleotides long. It is a transcript of the gene MOSMO, whose product is annotated as modulator of smoothened. Gene Ontology annotation, cellular component: Golgi apparatus; ciliary membrane. Gene Ontology annotation, biological process: negative regulation of smoothened signaling pathway. The record is from RefSeq and is a predicted model, not a curated record. Lineage: Eukaryota; Metazoa; Chordata; Lepidosauria; Squamata; Colubridae.